Schizosaccharomyces japonicus yFS275 is the source of this 1137-nucleotide messenger RNA. Its product is annotated as RACK1 Cpc2. Gene Ontology annotation, cellular component: cytosolic small ribosomal subunit; cytoplasm. Lineage: Eukaryota; Fungi; Ascomycota; Schizosaccharomycetes; Schizosaccharomycetales; Schizosaccharomycetaceae. Bases 77 to 1021 code for a protein of 314 amino acids. The record is from RefSeq and is a predicted model, not a curated record. The transcript is spliced from 3 exons. Gene Ontology annotation, biological process: ribosome-associated ubiquitin-dependent protein catabolic process; negative regulation of glucose mediated signaling pathway; GCN2-mediated signaling. Gene Ontology annotation, molecular function: signaling receptor activator activity; G-protein alpha-subunit binding; structural constituent of ribosome.
ACAAAAACAGUCACAUACUAUAUACAUACAAUUUAAACCAAAAUCUCCUUUCUCCAAGACAUCACGACCAGUCAACAUGCCAGAACAACUUGUGCUCCGUGCAACGCUCGAAGGUCAUUCUGGAUGGGUUACCUCCCUCUCCACUGCUCCUGAGAACCCUGACAUUCUUCUUUCCGGUUCUCGUGACAAGACCAUCAUCUUGUGGAACCUUACCCGUGACGAUGUCAACUACGGUGUCGCUCAGAGACGUUUGACUGGUCACAACCACUUCGUCUCUGACUGCUCUUUGUCCUACGACAGCCGUUACGCCUUGUCCGCUUCCUGGGACAAGACCAUCCGUCUCUGGGACCUCGAGGAGGGUGUUUGCACUCACCAGUUUGUUGGUCACACCAGUGAUGUCUUGUCCGUCUCCUUCUCUCCCGACAACCGUCAAGUUGUCUCUGGUUCCCGUGACAAGACCAUCAAGAUCUGGAACAUCAUCGGUAACUGCAAGUACACCAUCACCGAGGGUGGUCACUCUGACUGGGUUUCUUGCGUCCGCUUCUCUCCCAACCCCGACAAUGUCACCUUUGUUUCUGCUGGUUGGGACAAGGUUGUUAAGGUCUGGGAUUUGGAGUCUUUCGCUCUCCGCACCACCCACCACGGUCACACCGGCUACAUCAACGCCGUCACCAUCUCCCCCGAUGGUUCCCUUUGCGCCUCCGGCGGUAAGGACGGUGUCUUGAUGCUUUGGGACCUUAACGAGAACAAGCACUUGUACUCUUUGGAGGCCAAGACCAACAUCAACGCUGUUGUCUUCUCUCCCAACCGUUACUGGUUGUGCGCUGCCACCGGCUCUUCCAUCCGUAUCUUCGACUUGGAGUCUCAAGAGAAGGUUGAUGAGCUUACUGUCGACUUCGUCGGCGUUGGUAAGAAGAGCGCUGAGCCCGAGUGUAUCUCUCUUGCCUGGUCUGCUGAUGGCCAAACCUUGUUCUCUGGCUGGACUGAUAACCUUAUCCGUGUCUGGCAAGUCACCAAGUAAAAAUGAGAUUGCAUUGCGAGCGCUAGCCAGCUUAUUUAAGCUGCAAUAAAGCAUGUUCUGAGGACCAUUUGUGUGAAUGUUUGAUGAUCUUCGUAAUGAUGAUUGGUUUAGCGGUA